Molecule: messenger RNA, 1693 nt
Organism: Punica granatum (pomegranate)
Lineage: Eukaryota; Viridiplantae; Streptophyta; Magnoliopsida; Myrtales; Lythraceae
Source: RefSeq, a predicted model, not a curated record
GCUUCUUCUCCUUCACUUCAGUCACCUGCAGCUGCAACAAGCUACUUGAGAAUCGUCAAGCCUCAGGAGUAAUCCCUCAAUAUUCCGGAGGAGUAGGAAAUGGACAACCCAAGUUAUAAGAUCAUAAGGGUUGCCCGAGAUCAGGACCUCAUCGAGCAAAUAGGAAGAGAUAUCUAUUUUGAUGUUGUCGACCAUGACAGAGUUCGGACUUUCCAUGUCCUGAAGCAAACGCCCUUUAAACUUUUCAAGGAGGAAAUUGCUGAAGUCUUUGGCAUACCAGUGCAAUUUCAGCGGUUUUGGACAUUCGCAAAUCGACAAAAUCAUACGUACCGUCCUCGGAAGCCUCUAACGCCUGAAGAGGAAUCAAAACCUGUUGGAGAGCUGAAGGAAAUAUCAAAGAAGGCUGAGGAAAAGGAGCUGAAAUUGUUCUUGGAAGUAGAGCUUGGCCUGCAUCGUCGUCCUGUUGCUCCGCCUGUUAAAAGUACAGAAGAUAUUUUGUUGUUCUUCAAGCUUUAUGACCCUGAAAAAGGAGAAUUAAGAUAUGUUGGCAGGCUCUUCGUGAAUAGCUAUGCCAAACCUUAUGACAUUUUAGGAAAAGUAAAUGAGAUGGCAGGCUUCGGUCCAAAUGAGGAAGUUGAUCUUUAUGAGGAGAUAAAAUUUGUACCCUUUGUCAUGUGUGAGCUCAUUGAUAGGGCCGCUUCAUUUCGAACUAAUCAGCUUGAAGAUGGAGACAUCAUUUGCUUUCAGAAACGUUUCGUUGGUGCUGCUGAAAGUUGCAGAUAUUUAACUGUUCCUUCAUUUUUGGAACAUAUACGUGGUCUCCAGGAAACAGUCAGAUUCGUCUCAUAUUUCAACAGCCUGGAUGAAUUCAUUGGUGCUGCUGAAAUUUCUGGUUCCGGAGAAGGACCAAGUUCAGGCACUCAAACUUCUCAUAUACUUCCCAGAGCUCCCAGUUCCGAAGAGGUUGAGAAUGCUAAGCAGUCCUUGAAGGAAUGCCUUUCAGACCUUUUCAAGCUGAACAUGAAAGAUAGAUUAGCUUCUGCAUUGUCUACUCUCAGCAUUGCGGAAACUGGGCUAUCGGAUGAACAGAGGAGUUCAGUCUUGGAAUUCCGGGUUAACUUCGACAAUUUUAUCACGGAUUACUUGACUUUUGAGCAGGACAAUUCUGAGUAUGAGUUGCUUAAACUACAGAGCGACCUACUCUCUUCUGCCAUGAAGAAGAACCGUGAGACGCAUCUUUCCUAUAAAGAAUUGUCGGAGAAACUCGCCAGGGAAAAGGAAGAGCUGAAGAAGAAGCUGGAGGAGACAAAGUCUAGGAAUGCUAAACUUAUUUCAGACUGGGAGGCUCUUAUGGCCGAGUCAAAGGAGACAAAGUCGAAGUACAUUUCUCAGAAACCGAAGCUAGCAGAGGCCGAGGAACGGAAGAGGAUAGCAGAGGAGAGAAUGUCUCGCUCAACAGCUGCUUGGUCAUCUUUGAAGGCGCGGUUCCUUUGAAUAGGCUGUGCCAUUAUAGUGAUGGAAUAUGCUGUUUGGGAUCAAAGCAUCUGUCAAUAGGUAGAAAUAUUUCUAAAGUUCUGCCUUGUUUGGUUUCACAAACCGACUUUAACUUUAGUUUUAACUCUAGCUCACUCAACUCCACUUAUCUUCAAUUAAACAACAUAAUCAUUACUUUCUCUCAACUAUUCAUUACUUU